Messenger RNA from Arvicola amphibius (Eurasian water vole), 1380 nucleotides. It is a transcript of the gene Crp, whose product is annotated as C-reactive protein. Gene Ontology annotation, molecular function: low-density lipoprotein particle binding; complement component C1q complex binding. The record is from RefSeq and is a predicted model, not a curated record. Gene Ontology annotation, biological process: innate immune response. NCBI's taxonomy places the organism in Eukaryota, Metazoa, Chordata, Mammalia, Rodentia, Cricetidae. The transcript has 2 exons. The coding region runs from base 102 to 779 and encodes 225 amino acids.
UGGGACUGAGGCAAGGGAUCCAGGACUUCUCACCAUUGCUCUGUCAGAUCCAACUGUGUCCUUGUAGUGGAGAAAUCCAGAUCCCAGCAGCAUCAACAGCCAUGAAGAGGCUUCUGUGCUACUCACUGAUCUUGAUCAGCUUCUCUGAGGCUUUUGUCCUGAAAGAUAUGUCUGAAAUGGCCUUCGUAUUUCCCAAAAAGUCAUCCAAUUCCUAUGUAUCCCUGAUUGCACAGUCAAAGAAGCCACUGACAGCCUUCACUGUGUGUCUCCGUAUCUACACGGAUCUGAGCAAAGUCCGCAGCUUCAGUAUUUUCUCUUAUGCUACCAAGAAAAACUUUAAUGACAUUCUCAUAUUUUGGACUAAGGAUGAAGGGUAUACUGUUGCAGUGGGUGGGCCUGAAAUAGUGUUCAAGGCUUCUGCAAUUCCUGAAGCUCCAACACACAUCUGUUCCAGCUGGGAGUCUGCUACGGGGCUUGUAGAGCUCUGGGUUGAUGGGAAACCCAAGGUGAGGAAAAGUCUGCAAAAGGGCUACACUGUGGCGACAGACGCAAUUAUCAUCCUGGGGCAAGAGCAGGACUCAUAUGGUGGUGGUUUUGAUGCAAACCAGUCUUUCGUGGGAGACAUUGGAGAUGUGAACAUGUGGGACACUGUGCUAUCUCCAGAACAGAUCAAUACAGUGUAUGCUGGUGGGACACCCAGGCCCAAUGUUUUGAACUGGCAGACACUGUCCUAUACAGUACAGGGUGACGUGUUUAUCAAGCCCCAGCUGUGGCCCUGACCUACUGUUGUGAGUCACAAGACACCUCCUGCGAUUACUUUCUCUCCCUUGUCUCCGGUUAUAGACCUUUUAACAUCAACAGAUGCUGCAGCUCUAGUCUGUGAAUAUAACCCUUUCACCUCCCUGCUGUGCCUUCCUCGGCACUAGGGCAUGGCAUUGAAGUGUAUGGCGUUGCAGUUUGUGCAUCAUACUGGGAAUCUUUAUCAAAGAGAAUCAAAAUUAUGCAUGUUUUUGUUUUUGAAUUUUUUUUUUGAGACAGGGCUUCUCUGUGUAACAGCCCUGCUGUCCUGGACCUUGCUCUGUAGACCACGCUGGCCUUAAACAAGUUGAGAUCCACCCGCCUCUGUCUCCCAAGUAAUGGGAUUAAAGGUCUGUGCCACCACUGCCUGACUUUUUCCAUAUAUAUUUUUAAUUGAAAGAUUAGACAAUCACUCAUCAUCAUAUAGAAGAGGAAAUGGACACACAGAAAGGUCUUGUUUAGGCAACCCAGAGAGAUGGAACACUGUCUGCACUGUGCUCAGAGUCAGUUCUUUUCUGGAAGAAAAUCUGUAUCUGAACUUCCCGGUCCAUGAGUCAAUAAAGCCACUAUGGUUUGAAUGAA